GGUCGUAAGAGCGCAAUGCCGAGCGUGGACCUACCAAAAAAACAGGAGGAAUGGGCGGCUUGCAGUUCAAACAUGGCAGCGGCGACGAGUGUUGUGGUGCUCGACCGGGGCAAUAACACGACCUGCACCAUCAACCUGCACGGUGCUACCGUCGUCUCGUGGCGCGUCAACAACCAGGAGCAGCUUUUCGUCAGCAAGCAAGCUGUCUUCGACGGCAAGAAAGCCAUCAGGGGCGGCAUUCCCUUUGUCUUCCCUCAAUUCGGAGAAUGGAACUACGGGCCGCAGCACGGCUUUGCCAGGAUCACACGUUGGAACGUGGAAAAGGCUCCGGAGCGGAUGCCCAGCGGAGAUGUCGAGGCCAUUUUCUCGCUGAUGGACAACGAGUUCACCAGAUCCAUGUGGUCUUACCCAUUCCGGUUGACAUACCGGCUGAUCCUGCGUGAGAAGGAGUUGCAUUUCAACAUUGGGAUCUACAACCCGAGCAAGGACCUUACAUUCAGCUUCAAUCUGUUGCUGCACACCUACUUCAAAGUGCCAGACGUCCGCAGAUGCCAGAUCACCGGCCUUCAUGGCUGUACUUUUAUUGAUAAGACCAGGGACGGUGCUAUGUUCCAAGAGGCCAGGGACGUUGUUACCAUCGGCGAGUGGACCGAUCGCAUUUACCAGAAUACGCCACAGGAGCACAUCAUCACCAAUGUUGUGUCUGGACGGAAAAUGAGGAUACAGAAGUACAACUUCCCUGAUACAGUUGUUUGGAAUCCCUGGAUUGAAAAGGCCAAGGAGACGCCAGACUUUGGAGACGACGAGUACCCGAACAUGGUGUGCGUCGAGUCAGGCCACGUGAGCAGUCCGGUGAUUCUGCUGCCGGGGACAGCCUUCGAGGCCAGCCAGAUCCUGCAGGUAAUGUGAGCGGAGGGGCCGCGACGUGGUGGCAUUCCGGCCGCUGGUCCGGCCCCUCGAGGGGUCCGGGUGCAGCCGCUGGCCGCCCCCGCGCCGCCAGAGCCCACCCCCGCAGCUCCUGCCGCCCCAGGCUACGGCUGGCUAGCCCUCAACUCGAUCUACUCGGAAAUGUUUGUGCCUGGAGCACCCACGCCGAGGCGGUUCCUUCUCGAAGGAGCAGCUGCGGCCGCCCUCCACUCUAAAGACGAACCUUGCAACCAGCCAGCCAGCUGCAGCAUCUGUUCCCUCAACCUCUAACACACCUUUCAGCGGUCAGAUCCACUUUCGUCGCGCGAACCAAGCCACCUGCCGUUUGCUUAAGUUUAAUCGUAUAGUGAUUUUUGGCAAAUUAAAUUUCGAAAUUGGAAAUCCUCAAAACACCUCCUGUAAAAUCAUGGCUCAGGGAAACCGUUUUGUUCAAUUCUAUUGUAAUUGGGAGACUUUUAUUUAAUAUUUUUGGUAAAGAGAGCAGGUGGUUAACUAGCACGAUUUUUUUCCCACUCUCAAUGGCAAGGAAUUUUUGAUAAAAAUAUUGUGUGCUUCCUACUGUUGUGUUUUCCUCACUUAUAUUCAAAUUAAGCAAUUACAUACACACUUUGUUGUACUACUAUGAUACUAAUAACGGUUAAGCCACCACAGCCAAAGGUUUGUUGUUUCUCGGAAGGAAUUGUGAAAUGACUGAUGUUUGUAAAGUGAAAAGAAAGAGAGAGCUACUAUUUGAUUAUAAUUUAUGAUGUUUUUACGCGGAGUAAUUUAUUUUGUGUUUCUCUUAAGCCAGUUUUGUGCCACUACUUUUGUGAAGAAGAAGAAUUUUAUAAAAUAUUCCUACUAUUACUGUUUAUUAUAUUAAUUUGAUGAGUUCAUCGAUCUCGAAAUUCAGUUCCCUGCGCACAAGUCUUGUUAAUUAAUUCUUCGAGCUAAAAACUUAUACUAACAACACCCAUUCCAGUUGAACUAUUGUCAAAUUUACUCAACUCACACAUUAUUGCAUUUUUUUUUUCAAAUUAAUUAUUAUGAUUCAUUUUUUGUACACUGCUUUUCUUUAAUGCACAAGAGCGAUUAUGAGAACAGUUUGUAAUAAGUCUUGCUCAUAAGUGUUUUAAAUAGUUAGAAGGAGAACAGAAAAUUAUGUGACCGUGACUGCUCAAUCGUCACCCCAUAGGUAGACAUUCACGCGCACACCAAUUGCCAAAAUCUGGAUCAACAAUUGAUUUUAGCAUAAUUAUGCAAUAAGCGUCGUGUCUAUUUGUUGUUCUGUCUAGCAAUACGGUUUGGCCGCGCAUUUCAGUGUUAUGGUUUAAAUGUGAAAAUGUAUGACAAGGAUAAUGACUAUUAAGAAAGAAAUAAUAAUUAGGGUAAGGUUUAGCCUCAGGUCUCUGGCUUAAUCUGAAAAUAUUGAUAGCUAAAAAAAAAUGGUAAAAUGGAAAGCCAGAGGCCCGAAAUUCUAGUUAGCCAAGUUAGUUUGUUAGUCCGUUGUUGAAUUACUACUCUUUGAUGUUCUUAACAAUUCAAUCCAUCGAUGUGUAUUUGCGCUUCUCCACUUCUGCUUAACCUCCAAAUACAUAUAAUUAUUAUAAAUUCCAGACUAUUACAUUAAUCGCUGUCCGCUGGAUUCAAAAAGCAGUUAGAAUGCUAGAAAAGCCGAGAGUGCUCCUUUCAGAAUGUGUAUGGGCACUGCCUUAUGAGAAAUCGUAUACGACAAUUUUAUUAUUGUUUCUGAUUGAAUUUGAUUCGUCCUCCAACUAUUUGUGACAGCGAAAAUGGUUGAACUAUUUGGAGGAAAUUCGAAUCCGCUUGGAAAUGAAAACUCUCGAGAAAGUGAAUUUAGCACAUUGGUAGAAUAGUUCAUGUGAUACUCGCGGAAUAUCUCUUUGAGCAAUAUAUUGAAGCCACCCACCAUCAAGGAAAUUUGAAAAAUUUGUUACCAGUUGAUUUACACACGAGACCAAAAAUGUUUUCCAACCAGAAAAAGCAUAAAUUGCUUAGGCGAAAAAGAAAAACUGAAUUGAAUCUUGUUCAUCAUGGGAGUGGUGCAAUAAAAUAUACUUGAAAACCA
Molecule: messenger RNA, 2995 nt
Organism: Neocloeon triangulifer
Lineage: Eukaryota; Metazoa; Arthropoda; Insecta; Ephemeroptera; Baetidae
Exons: 7
Coding region: 16-909 (297 amino acids)
Biological process (GO): carbohydrate metabolic process
Molecular function (GO): carbohydrate binding; isomerase activity
Source: RefSeq, a predicted model, not a curated record